CAUCCAUUAAGAUGCCCUGUUAGGUUAUUUAUACAAUCUAUUGGUUUGACCGACAACAACCUACCAACACCGACAGCACAUGCCAGUAAUAAACGCUUAGUAUUAGAUGAAUCGUACAAGUGUGUCUUAAUAUUGUGCUUUCACUCCCAUUUUUGUCAUCAGGUAAGCGUUAAAUAAAACUAGGCGACGACGGUUUAUGGUGCACACCCUGGGUUUUGUCUUUCCAAUCCCGGCGCAUGAUGAUAGUGUUGUUGCUGGGUGCCAUUGUUUGUAUGGGCCUCUCAGAUGAGAUUCAAGUGACGAAGUACUAUGGGAGCUCCCAUCAGUUCUGGGUGCCCACAAAGACUCAUUCCAUCCAGUUCAACCCCAAGGACUCGUCAGAUGUGAGGAUCUUGUGGACACAGGGUAGCAAUCUCACCAUGGACGGAAAGCAUACAAGGAUGGGACGCUACCUUAUUGUGCGUAAUGUCACUCAGAUGGACAGUGGUCGCUACAUAAUGAGAGGCAAAGAUCAGGAAAUACUCUCCACCUAUACCCUCGACAUAAAAGAAAUCAUAAAGACCUAUAUGCGGCAAGUUGGUGAAAGCCUCAGAAUAACUUAUGAUCUGGAACCAAACUCCUGCAACAUUUACUACUACUCACAGCUCUGGGCACGUACUGAGAUAGUAGUUCACCAAGGCAAGCUGCGGAGAGAUUUGGAUAAAUUUGGUUGUAAAGGGUUUGAAUUGAUAGAACCAUGUGGGAUUUCAAAUGACGCCCUCCAGCUGUCAUGCAACGGACACUUUGAGAUCAAAGAUCAGAACGACAACAAGGCCUUACUGGCGUAUCUGCCAUUGUAUCCGAUCGAAAAGACCUUGAUUCGGUUUCCUGGUGAAAACUUCAACUUCACUAUAGAUCUGGAACCAAACUCCUGCAACAUUUACUACCUCCCAGAGAUGGGGUCACGUGAUGAGAUUGUAGUUCGCCAAGGCAAGCUGCAGAGAGGUUUGGACAGAUUUGGUUGUGUAGGGUUUGAAUUGUUAAAACCAUGUGGGAUUUUAAAUGACGCCCUCCAGAUGUCAUGCCAAGGAACCUUUUCAGUCAAAGAUCAGAAUGACGGCAGGCCCUUAGAGGUGUCACUGAUCAUGAACCGACCACCUGGUGAGCCAUCUUACAUUAGAACUGCUGUUGGUAUUGUCCUCUCCAUUUUGUUCUGCGGUUACAUGGGGCGUUACUUCUGUGGGGGCACCCCCACCAAAAAGAGAGCUGCGAAUUCUCCUGCUGAACCUGAUGUGCAGUACCAAGAGUAUGACCAUGAGCCUGUUCGACCGAGGCCAGACCAAUUCAGUCGACCCUCUGGGGCGCACUACCCCCCCCAGCCUGCUCACACUCCGACUGACCCGCUGGUACAUCAUCAUCCUGACGUGAAAUGGCCGUCAGCUUCUUCUGAGGUUUCAGCUCCAGCAGAGCCGGCAGACGCUCCGACUGUCCAGUAUGAGCCUGCGCCGCAGUUUGAACUGAAGGGACUGACCUUUCUCACUUCGGACUCAAACCCCUGUGAUGUUUAUACCUCAGACAAACUCAACUUCCUCUGAGAGUCUGAUUUUGAAAAUUACACUGAAACUAUUUAACGCAUUAAUUAGUGUGAUAUUUAUGAAAUAAUUUGACAUUUUGGGAAAUAAACGUAUUCACCGGUUGCCUCCUUGAGCCAUUAUGAAUUUACUUACGUCUGUACAGAGCCAAGCUAGCUGUUUCCUCUGUUAGUCUUUAUGCAAAGCUAAGCUAACCAGCUGCUGGCUGCAGCUUCAUAUUUUAUGUACAGACAGGAAUGGUAUCAAUCCUCUCACCCAACUGUUGGCAACAAACAAAUUAAUAUAAUUCUCAAAAUGUUCCAAAAACACAUUUUGCAUCAGAGUUAGUCCCAAUUUAAAAAUGUUACAGAGCAGAGUAAAGACUUUGUACCCAAGGAUCGCAUGUUCAAAACCAAAGGUGAAAGGGAACUUCUCAAUGAAAAGCAUGUCCUCUAAUCUGCAUUAUUUAAAGUAAUAUUCUACCUCAUGAGAUAGUGCACCUGGAGUGCCUACCAACCUACAAACUGUGAAAUAAAGCUGCCUAGAUCAGGAAACGUCAUUGAACGAGCCAUUCAGAUUUGGCUCCCCUUCCUGCGUCACAUGCAGGCUAAUUAGAAUAUACCAACCCCCAUCUGAGUCUCCCCACCCACGGCUUGAGAACCUCCUUUGCAAAGGUGCACCAUAUUAUUCUCUCAAGCCAAUCAGAGCAGACUGGGAUUUUUAUAGCGGGGACAAUACAUGGGACAGGGACCCAAUGCGUUACAUAGGCAGAUCUGUUAUUUACCUACUAUCCCGACUCCUGGUGUGUCUCAAUUCAGAUACUUCUGUAGGUAAAGUUCCAUAUAUUUCACAGUACAUACUGCGUAGUUCAUACAUUCUGAUAGGAUAGUUAAUUUGCCUGGCUAUUAUUAUCUCACCAGAAGCUCUGUAGAUCAAUCAGCUGCAGGCAUCACGUUGUAUCACCAUUGAUUCAAUUCAGACUGAUAAAUUAACCUAUUAAUAGCUUCUGUCUGACUACAGUGCAAUGGUACUUAGUGGAAAAAAACACAAGUAUAACUUAAAUUUGUAUAGUUUGGUCGCAAGUUCCUCACCCAGCAUUUUCACAAGAAGUACAUUGAUGAUGUACAAAGAUGGCAGCUGUUUAGGGUGAGGAGUACCACAAUAAACUUUAUGACCAAGUAUUCACAUCCGGGUACUCAUUGUGCACUGCAUUUUUCCAUACUCUCAGUUUAAACACGUCAUGAACUAAAAAUAGCAGGUGUUAAGUACAGAAGUACACAAAUUGAGACACAGCAUUCGUCUUAGUAGUGUGUGGUCGCUGCCAGCUUCACUGUGAGCAUAUUGAGUUUCGACAAGCGAUAAUGCAUUUGGUUAUCCAGUGAUUGCUCUGCUGGCUCACAUUGACUCUGAUACAAUGAGGUAUUUGUUAUACUGUUUUAAUCAUUUUAAAACAGAUUGAAUUUUUGUUUUUACCUGCUGGAGGUGCUGUGUUGCCUUGCGUAGAGAAACAAAAAGAUAGACGCGCCACGUAAAAAACAGAGCUGAGACGUGCAAUGCUUGCACAGGUGCAUGCAGCUUUGGUGGCCAGUGUAGCGGCUUCAGUGGAUUGUCUUGGGCGCACUCUGCUGCAGCAGAAGUGUUGAAGUGUGUCCAUGUUUCAUGUUUAUCGGCUGCUAAAGAGACAGGUGCUAUCACAGGUCAUUUGGACAGAAUCUGAAUGUGGGUGUAUUGCAACAGACAGUAUAAGAAAAAUGAAACAUUAAAGCAUGUGAACAUAUUCUAGUAUAAACCCAAAAUACUAGUAUGAGCAUAAUAUAUCCCUUUUAAAAUCCCUCUCAUUAGUUUCUCACAGUACUGAGAGUGAAGAGUUUCGCCAUUCCUGCAGCUCAGACAGGGAUACAUUUGCAGACUGCCAUGUCUGUGAACAUUUUCAGGGAACAGCCUCUAAAACAUUCACUGCUUCCUUUAUACAAUUAAGUGAAUUAGAAUUAACCUCAACUGAGCUGUAAAUGUAUGUUUUAAUAUUGAUAUAUAGCCAUUGUAUUUGAUUUUCUCAUGUGAGUCUCACACACACAUACCUAAUGUGUUGGAGAUUUAUUAUAGAGAUUGUAUUAAAUAUAUAUAUGUGUAAGUAUUGUUUUUUUUAAAAGCUAACCUGUAACCUUUUUUUCAUUUAGAAACAAGUAAGCGUCAUGUGUUUGUAUUGACGUGUUUGUUUCAGGUGCAUUAAAUCAAGCAUGUUUUUGCAUCA
Centropristis striata (black sea bass) is the source of this 3801-nucleotide messenger RNA. RefSeq lists its product as uncharacterized. The transcript is spliced from 8 exons. The coding region runs from base 237 to 1574 and encodes 445 amino acids. Lineage: Eukaryota; Metazoa; Chordata; Actinopteri; Perciformes; Serranidae. The record is from RefSeq and is a predicted model, not a curated record.